This is a messenger RNA of Phytophthora nicotianae INRA-310, 390 nucleotides long. RefSeq lists its product as hypothetical. NCBI's taxonomy places the organism in Eukaryota, Oomycota, Peronosporomycetes, Peronosporales, Peronosporaceae. The transcript has a single exon. The coding region runs from base 1 to 390 and encodes 129 amino acids. The record is from RefSeq and is a predicted model, not a curated record.
AUGCAGCUUCAAUGGACGCAAAAGCCACGACGACGGACGGAUGAAGAGUUAGCGAGGAUUGAGGCUGAGCAGGCUGCUGAGAAUCGUAUGUGGGAAGCAGCGCAAAAAGCAAAAGAGCAGCCUCCACUACCCAAAAAACAAAAAGAGAUCCUACUUCCUAAAGUGACGGAAAGCGGUCAAAUAAAAGGAUUGCAGUGCUUCGUGAAAGCCACAGCGCAAGCGUUUAAUACGUUGGAAACAAACGCAGCACAAAAUUCUUCACGCGUGGCAUUUCAACACUGUAACCAGGUGACAUCUCAAGUCCUGACUCUGGUACUAAAAAACCACAAGAUUGACGAAGCUACUGCGUGUUUGUAUCGGAACACCACGGUUCAGUUAAGAAACAUGUAG